AGCCGGCCAACCCUCUCCACCCCGGACUCGGGCAGAGGCCCUGGCAGCCCAGCGUCCAUCUGCGCCUCAGGGACAGCAAGGCCCUCCUGGGGCCCCCGCCGGUCGCGCUUCCCCGGGAUGCGAGUCCCUGCGCCGACGCCCGGCAGAGGCCGGCACGGGCGCGGCUACUCCCCGUGCACAGGGAUGAAGCUGUCCCGGGGGCCCCGGAGACCCGCAGCGGCCAGCCCCGCGGGCCCCUGAGGCUGCCGCCCGGAGCGCUCCGCUACUGGGUUCCCAGAGUUGCCUGGGGCAACCUCCCCCACCGCCAAAACUCCUGUGGUCCUCCUUGACCCGGACCCAUGGAGCCGGCGGUCCUGGCCUCGCACAACCUCCCGCACCACGAGCCAAUCAGCUUUGGCAUCGAUCAGAUCCUGAGCUGCCCGGAACCCCCCGGGAGCGGCCUAGGCCCCUGUCGCGCCGGCCAGGGCCAUGGGGAGAGUGCACCGUUCUCGGGUGGAUUUCACGCAACCUCAAGCUACGGUCCCGCGGGUUCGCUGGCCCCGCUACCUGGCAGCUCAGGCAUGGGCCCAGGCGGCGUGAUCCGUGUCCCGGCGCAUCGUCCAAUGCCAGUGCCUCCGCCCGCGGGAAGCGCGCCAGCAGUGCCUGGACCCUCGGGCUUGGGCGGAGCCGGGGGCCUAGCCGGACUCACCUUCCCUUGGAUGGACAGCGGCCGCCGCUUUGCCAAGGACCGGCUCACGGCUGCACUCUCGCCCUUCUCCGGGACGCGGCGCAUAGGUCACCCCUACCAAAACCGGACCCCCCCGAAGCGGAAGAAGCCGCGCACGUCCUUCUCCCGCUCGCAGGUGCUGGAGCUGGAGCGGCGCUUCCUGCGCCAGAAGUACUUGGCCUCGGCGGAGAGGGCAGCGCUGGCUAAGGCCCUGCGCAUGACCGACGCACAGGUCAAGACUUGGUUCCAGAACCGGCGCACCAAGUGGCGGCGCCAGACGGCGGAGGAGCGCGAGGCGGAGCGGCACCGCGCCGGCCGGCUGCUCCUGCACCUACAACAGGAUGCCCUACCGCGGCCUCUGCGGCCGCCGCUGCCCCCGGACCCACUCUGCCUGCACAACUCGUCGCUCUUCGCGCUGCAGAACCUGCAGCCCUGGGCCGAGGACAACAAGGUGGCUUCCGUGUCCGGGCUCGCCUCGGUGGUGUGAGCGACGCCUGCCCGAGCGGCCGAGAGCUCUCUAACGGACGGAGGCGCCGCGCGGAGUGCCCGGCCCAGGACCAUGGAGCGCGCGGCUGACCACGCCGUGGUGCCGUGGUUCCGUGGUAGCGGAGCUGGUGAGGAGGAGCUGGCUUUAAGGCUGUCAUCGAGGGCUCCACGGCCGCCGCGGGCUCCCAGGCUUGCGUUUCGAGGUUGUGCCGCGCGUUUAGACGUGGCCUUUCCCGCCAUUUCCCACUUAACUGCGGUCGCAAGGCAGAUGGAACCCGAGGAGCCCAGAAGGCGGGACUUGCGGUAUGGUAGCCAAUGAGGUGA
Mustela lutreola (European mink) is the source of this 1516-nucleotide messenger RNA. It is a transcript of the gene TLX2, whose product is annotated as T cell leukemia homeobox 2. Gene Ontology annotation, cellular component: nucleus. Bases 339 to 1193 code for a protein of 284 amino acids. Lineage: Eukaryota; Metazoa; Chordata; Mammalia; Carnivora; Mustelidae. Gene Ontology annotation, molecular function: DNA-binding transcription factor activity, RNA polymerase II-specific; RNA polymerase II cis-regulatory region sequence-specific DNA binding. Gene Ontology annotation, biological process: animal organ development; regulation of transcription by RNA polymerase II. The transcript is spliced from 3 exons. The record is from RefSeq and is a predicted model, not a curated record.